UUUUGAAAUAGUAUAAAUUGUUUUGUUUACUUGUCUAGCUAAGUAUAUUAUAGUUCACAUAUGGCAGCAAUAAAAAAAUUUUUCGAAAAGAAAAAAAUUAAUGCAAAGUUUAAAGUAGCUGGAGUAGGACAUUCACUUUCAGAAAAUAAACCACCUGUUGUGAUUCCAGCUACAAAGCCAUCAACUGUGAGACAGCAACCAACUGAAAAUAAAGCUGGAGAGGCUGCACUUUUAAGACUCCAAAGCCAGCAAGCAAAACCUAAAAUUCCAAAGUCAGUAAAUGCUUCAUGGAAACAUCCCACAAAUCCUAGUGGGUCAACAGCAAUUGACAUGGAACAAUUAAAAAAUGAGAUGUAUACUUCUGUUGUAAAACCUAAAUCUAAUUUUAAACCUGAUGGUACAAAAUCAGAAUUAGCUGUUGACUCUUUAACCUUUAUUUGCCCUUUGUGUCCAACAACAUUAACCAAACCUGAAAUUUAUUAUCAUUUAAGAAAAUGUCUUGAAAAUGAUUUUGAGGCUGAGCCCUUGAUGAUUUCAAUUACAAUGAUAUAUUCUUUAAAUCAAAAUCGUUCAGAAAUUCAAAAUUGUGUAGACAUUCUUGCAAAAUAUCUACAGAAUAUUAUUGACAACAAAGGGGAAGAAAAAUAUCUUAAGAUCAAGAGAUCUAAUAAAAUAUUCUCCCAGAAAGUUGAAAGUAUGCAAGGUACAAGAGAGUUUUUAAUAAAUGGUUGUGGAUUUGAACUUAAAAUGUUACCAACUGAAGUUGAAAAUGCUAUUGUAGAGCAAGAGUUUUAUGUGUUGCCUAAAUCCAUUGCUGAUGAUAUUGAACAUUUGAGCAUGAUUAAGCAAAUGCUUUUAGAAGCCGAACCUUUGGAAGUAUCUUUGGAUAGAAAUGUUCGUGUUUUUUGUGCAUCAUCUUCUUCAAAUUUUUUAGAAGUUCCUGAUUCAUUUUUUACUGUGUCUGCAUCAGAAGUUAAGAAAGAGCAUGAAUUUCUUCAGCAAGAGAUAGAGAGUAUGCAGGUUUUAAAAACUAAAGCAAUGCGUGACAAUCUUACAUCAAAGCGUAGCUAUCAGUAUAUGGUUUUAAGAAUUAGAUUUCCUGAUGGUAUUUUAUUGCAAGGUACAUUCUCUUGUGAUGAAACUCUGAAAGAUCUUUAUACCUUUGUUGUAGAUAACUUGAAUAUGAAUUGGUUACCUUUCAUGCUUGUUGAUUCUACUGGCAAAAGUUUUCAGAAUAAUUCUUCAAAAUUGUCUGAAUUUAAGUUAGCACCUGCUUCUUUGCUAAACUUUAAAGUUGAAACUAAUAUUAUUGAAGAAAUGAGUUUUAAUUCUGCGGAUAAAAAGCUCCAAUAUUUAAAAGAUGAAACUUUGGCUUUAAUAAGUGAAGAAAUAUAAAUAUUAAUUAAAUUUUGGAAUUACAGCUAUGUUUAAUUUUAUCAUUCCAAACAAUUUAUUGUUUUCUAUAUAUACUGUAAAUAUUGUAUGCAA
Messenger RNA from Hydra vulgaris (swiftwater hydra), 1488 nucleotides. RefSeq names its product UBX domain-containing protein 6. Gene Ontology annotation, molecular function: protein binding. Gene Ontology annotation, cellular component: cytoplasm. The record is from RefSeq and is a predicted model, not a curated record. NCBI's taxonomy places the organism in Eukaryota, Metazoa, Cnidaria, Hydrozoa, Anthoathecata, Hydridae.